Molecule: messenger RNA, 6121 nt
Organism: Gopherus evgoodei (Goodes thornscrub tortoise)
Lineage: Eukaryota; Metazoa; Chordata; Testudines; Testudinidae
Gene: PPARD
Product: peroxisome proliferator activated receptor delta
Exons: 9
Coding region: 366-1688 (440 amino acids)
Biological process (GO): regulation of lipid metabolic process; negative regulation of transcription by RNA polymerase II; cell differentiation
Cellular component (GO): nucleus
Molecular function (GO): zinc ion binding; RNA polymerase II cis-regulatory region sequence-specific DNA binding; nuclear receptor activity
Source: RefSeq, a predicted model, not a curated record
GAAAAGUUCUGGGCUGAGCUGGAGCGUGAGGGGGGGUCGGAGCCUCCGCGUCCGGCAGCAGGUGACCCUGAUGCGACCCUCCAUAUCCUGUUUCCAAUUGCUGGAACCGACUCAAACUCAUCCUCCUCUCAACACCCGGUUGAAGGCCUCCAGAUCCAGAUGUACUGAAAGCUAGUUUUCUUCAAUUUGCAGCUCUUUGUGCUGGUAUAGUAACUACAUGGUAGCUUUCACCAACAGGCAAACAGGGACAGCUGUUCCAAAGAGGCUAGCAGGAACAGCCUGGUAGGGGUCCAUCUCCGGACAGACGCGGAUGAUGCCAGAGCUAUGACAGGGGCUGCAGUCUUGGCACUGAGGGGUGAUCAGUUAUGGAACAGCUACAGAAGGAAGUACUUGAAGUCAAGACGGAGGAAAAGGAAGAGGCAGUGAUAGCAGCAGGUGAAACCUCAGAUCCAAGUGGAGGACCAGAUUGUUCGCUGCCUUCUAGCAGCUAUACAGACCUCUCCCAGAGCUCUUCUCCAUCCCUGUCAGACCAACUCCAGAUGGGCUGCGAGGAGACAUCUGCUGCAAGUCUAAAUGUGGAAUGCAGGGUCUGUGGGGAUAUAGCAUCAGGAUUUCAUUACGGAGUGCAUGCAUGCGAGGGCUGCAAGGGUUUCUUCCGUCGGACGAUCCGCAUGAAGCUGGAGUAUGAGAAGUGUGACCGGAACUGUAAAAUCCAGAGGAAGAACCGGAACAAGUGCCAGUAUUGUCGCUUCCAGAAAUGCCUCUCGCUGGGCAUGUCGCACAAUGCAAUUCGUUUUGGCCGCAUGCCAGAAGCAGAGAAGAGGAAGUUGGUAGCGGGUCUGACGGCGAGCGAGAUCAGCUGCCAGAACCCACAGGUGGCUGACCUGAAAGCUUUCUCCAAGCACAUCUACGAUGCCUACCUGAAAAACUUCAACAUGACCAAAAAGAAGGCAAGAGGCAUCCUCACUGGGAAGACCGGCAGCACUCCGCCGUUCGUGAUCCAUGACAUGGACACCCUGUGGCAGGCAGAAAAGGGGCUGGUCUGGAAGCAGCUUGUGAACGGGAUCCCUCCAUACAAGGAGAUUGGGGUCCACGUCUUCUACCGCUGUCAGUGCACCACGGUGGAGACAGUGCGGGAGCUCACCGAGUUCGCCAAGAGCAUUCCCAGCUUCCUCGGCCUCUACCUGAAUGACCAGGUGACUCUGCUGAAGUACGGGGUUCAUGAAGCCAUCUUCGCCAUGCUGGCCUCUAUCAUGAACAAGGACGGGCUUCUGGUGGCCAACGGGAACGGGUUUGUCACACGUGAGUUUCUGCGCAGCCUGCGCAAGCCCUUCAGCGAGAUCAUGGAGCCUAAGUUUGAGUUUGCCAUAAAGUUCAAUGCCCUGGAGCUGGACGACAGCGACCUCUCUCUCUUCGUGGCUGCCAUUAUCCUGUGUGGGGACCGCCCUGGCCUGAUGGACGUGAAGCAGGUGGAGGGGAUACAGGACAACAUCCUCCAGGCCCUGGAGUUCCACCUGCAGGCCAACCACCCGGAUGCUCAGUACCUCUUCCCCAAGCUGCUCCAGAAGAUGGCUGACCUGCGGCAGCUGGUGACCGAGCACGCGCAGCUGGUGCAGAAGAUUAAAAAGACAGAGACAGAGACCUCAUUGCACCCACUCCUGCAGGAAAUCUACAAGGACAUGUACUGAGGAGCUUUAAAGCCAUGGAUCCUGAGCAAAACACUUUGUAUGAUGACCGAGAAGCCUCCCCCGCCCUCCCUCCACAACGUCUUCCAUUUCUUCUACUUGGAACGAUUUUCUAGAUGACCUCUACCUAUGGUACAUAGGCCUAUCUGCCAUGAGAUUUCGUGGCUACUGUGUGCUAAGCCCGGGCUUCCGUUAACGGACACUUAUCAACCUCAAAGGCAAAACAAGCGAAGCUUCUGUUGCCACAGCCCAGCUGUCACGCCGCUCCCUUCUGCCUUCCAAGCUACCCACGUGUUUACGUGCAUUGCAGAGAAGGUGGGAUUACGGCACCAGCAGAGUAACAAGGGUAUGGUCUGAUGUAACGAGACCAUUCAGUACCUUGAUUAUCCGACAGGUCCAGGAACAGCACUUAAUCACUUGUUCAUUGUGCAUUGGUUUUGUAUUGCACUUGGAAGACUCUUAGGCCUGCACUGUAAAGCCUAGGACAUUGGAACAAAAGGAAGUGUAUCUCUCUCUCGAUGGAUGGAUGUGUCUCCCAAAGAAAGGCCUGACUGUGUGAUGAAGGGUACUGAUGCUUCAUUGGGAGAGAGACCAUGAGUUAGUCCCCUGGAUUCACAAGACAGGCAUGCCUUCCUCGAGAGAUGUGCAUUCUCCUCUGCCUUAUGAAACACUCCUGUGGGUUGUAACAUGGAAUCCUAUGUCUGACCCCCUGCCGGGGUGGAGCUGGUCCUUCUUAGCCCCUAGAUUUCAAAGGGGAAGGCUACUUUUCCUCUCCCUCCUAUAUUUGCUUAAAAAAUGGAGUGGGGAGAUGGGCAGCAGUGGGCAGUAACUCUCUUUAAAAACCAGCUUAGUCUUCAGAGCAGAUGCUAAAACCACAGUUGCUCGCAGUCUUUGAUCCAGGGUGUCCAGAGGAGACUUGAAGUGUCGGAAUGACAAGUUGCUGCUGAUCUAGGAGGAUGAAGGGUUGGCUGUGCUGUGAAGGGGACAGUAGUGAGCAGAGCAGGGUGAGGCAAGGGUGUCACAGAAACCAGUAAUAGUAAUUUCUCUGUCUUGCUGUUUCCUUUCCCACCCCAUUGGUCAACCCGCUGCAGCUUGUGGCAUAGCCAGAGGAGGCCUCUCAGUGUGAGGCCAACAAUGGUGCCUUCCCCAUCAACACACAGUAUAAUACACUGGUGUCCUCCGAUCCCUGGGGUCCCUCCUCUUUCUCCUGUGGCUGGUUGCAUCUGCACAGUUGGCGUCGGCAAUGGCCAGAGCCAUCACUAAGCUACACUGCAACAUCUCUCCAUCGAACUCUCCUGGCAUGGGCUGCUGGGGUGACCCGGAGCCAAGUGUGACCCAUGACUUACUCGUUUUGGGGGCUUAAUUCAUCAGACUGAGGCCAUCCAGAUCAGCCCAGCUGAGGGGCUGCUUUGGUAAUUUGCCGAGAGCCUAAGGUCCACUGCUGCAGGUCCCACUAUGCCACACUCCAGCUUGGUCAGAGCAGCUGUUGAAGGAUGGGUAAGUGGCCUUUGGCCCCCAGGUCAGCUGCUCAGAUCCAGCCCCGGUCUGUAGCGAGCAGGAAAUCCGAAGGCUUUUGAGUGGCCUAUAUGCAAUGAGUUGGUGAUUCUCAAUCCAGUUCCUAGCGGACAAGUGUCCACCUCACUACUCUCCCUGGCACUAAUUGGCACUUUCGUCAGCAGUCUCAGCAGGGAUGCCACGGCUUGACUGAGCUGUGGAGACAGAACUCACCUAGUGGGACGAAGGGCAUGACCCCUCCCUGCUCAGAGCUGAGGCAUGUUAAUGAAACAGUACAGGGGAAGUUUACCCAGCCACCACCUGGGCUGUCCCUGCUCUGUGAACACGACUUCAGUCUCUGGUGCAGCCUAGACUCUAGCCAGCACUAAAUUCACUUUGACUCUAGCUUCAGGUGCUGGUGGCGUGUGUAAAGCUCUCCACUUGCACCAGUCUGCUGAGAUGGGAUGGGUGUGCGCAGGGGCGGAUCUCUCUUGGCAGGUGAGACCUUUGGAGGGAUUAGGGCAGGUGGGUCAUGAGGAGAUCCUUUGCUUGCCAAGUGGUCUGCAGAAUGAAACUGCUGGGGAGUCAUUGGCAUAGGGCAAAAUGUAGCACCCUGCAGCUGUGCCAUUCACUGAGCUCCGGUGGGGGCUGCAAGGCCUGUUCUCUUUGCAAAGUAAAGGGCAGCUGGGGAAUGGGAAAAGCCUUAGUGAAUGCACAGCUUGAAGCAUGACUCCUGCUCUGCAGAUCAUAGAGUGCCUCCAGCCUGUGGGAAGGGACUAGAGCAGCAUGGGGAGAGUCUCGUGGCAGCCAGGCCGAUGCACAAGAUGUGUGACCUGUUAGGUCUCUUCCAUGUCGGAUUUCUAGGAGAGCGGCAGGCACUGAAGCUGCAGUGUUAGGGAAACCUGCUGCUGGAGAGUGACUAGUGCUGGUCUGAGAUGCCUGAACUCUUUGAUCCUAAUCCUGGCUAUGCCGCGGUCUCUGUUUGGCCUUAGGGGAGUCAAACCGCUCUGCCUCAAUUUCCCCAUCUGUAAAAUGGGACUAAUAGUUGACUCUCCCUUGCAGGGGGGCUGUGAAGGUUAACUAGUUAGCAUUUGUAAAAAGCAUUCAAGCUGUAAAGUGUGAUAUAAAUAUCAAGUAUUAUUUAUUUUGGGAGAUGGGGAGCAAAAACGCUGCAUUUAUCAUGGUGACAAACGGGUUUAUGAUGGGGUGGAGAGAGAAGCCUGUUCGAAGAGCCCAAGCAAGGCACAAAGCAGCUGGACCCAACCUAAUGCUGCCUAGCGGUUCUCUGUUCAUUGAUGCCACGUUGGCAACUGCGAGUACCAGUUUAGCUUUCAGGCUUUGUGGUCUGACAGAAAAGGCCGGGCACCCUAAUGAGCGAUCUCACAUCAUGACUUUCUCGCAGCCUGGGGUUCCGCCUGCCUCUCCACAAUGGAAGUCUCGUGUUCCCUCACUUCGUGUCCCCAGCGGAUCGGGGCUGAGUCAGGUUUUCUGGCUGGGACGGUAGCAGCUGACCCAAGGUCCCGUCUGCAUGCAGCACUUAACACUCCAUCUGUGGCUUUUGGAGUCUGUCUGGUCUCAACAUGAGACAGUUGGACCAAAGCCACCGAGCUCCAACUCAGGAACAGUAAAGGGAAGGAUGAAAGGAAGAACGCUGCCUGCCCAGCAGUGGGGGAGGAGAUUGUCCUGGUGUUUAUAGAGCUCCCAUCUGACCAUGGCACUGAGGCCGCCUUGUGGCGGUGCUAUUAGCACAACAGUUCUUAAGUCUUUGGUGCUCCUCUCCAGCUUUCUCUGUGUAUCGGGGGCAGAGGGAGGCCUGGAAGCUCAGAUGGCAGCCUGGAUCUCUAUCUUUGUGUCUCACGGAUCCCAGAAAAAAUGGGCUCAGCUUGACAAGUGAAGACCAGGUGGCUAUGAAAGGACUGGACAGGGCACAUCUGGUGUCCUGAGCAGGCUCGCUAACGGACCUGGAUUACACUCCUUCCCUGCCCCUUUGGGGUAAUGGGUUACCCUGGUGCAAUAAUGUCUUACAAAUCUGAGGCAGAGGAAUAAUCUGCUUCCCUUCCAUAACUGCUUGGUAAUCCCACUGCUUCUGUCCUCCCUAGUAAGCACCCAUAUCAGAAGUUGGGACUGGUAUAGAUCCCCACCCGUCAUUACACCAAAACUGCAGCCUAUCCCACCCUUAUGCUUGUUGUCUUCCCCCCCACGCGCACACUCCCCACAGGGGCGAUACCCCUCCUAGGUAUGGUUCAUGGCUGCACAUACUAGUACUGAGCAAUGUACAUUUAAUUGAAGGAGGGUUGUGUAGUGCAGCAGUUCCCAAACUUCACUGGUUCCCUUAGCACCACCUGUAAAGAUCAUGGUGAAGUGAACAAAUAGUCCAUCAAGCUCACAAUCUGCUGUUUGAAAACCCCUGGUCUAGUGGCUAAUGCAUGAAGAGGCUCCAGGUUGAGACCUUUGUGGCCUGUUCCCAGCUCUUUGCCAGCUUGCUGCGCUCCUUUGGCAAGUCACGCCUCCCCUCUUGCCUCAGUUUCCCCAUCUGUCUCAUCUGCCUAGUCUUUUUCCUUCCCUAUGUCACAGGGGUGUCGAGGCCCAUUUGUAAAGCACUUUGAAGUCCUCUUGUGAAAGGAGCCAGAGAAGUGUGAAUGACGGACUGAUGGGUUUGUGAUUGGUACCUUUCCAAAGUAUCUAUACUGACCCUGUGGCCCCUGCUCUGGAGCGCUCCGAGGCUGUGAACGGAGAGGCUGCUGUGACUCCCGGCCAGCCCUGGCCCCCAGGAGAUGCUAGGCUCAUGUUCUCUUCAUCGCUUGAGGAACUUUUGCUUGUUGUCAAUGUAACAAGCCUCAAACUGAAAUGUAUAUUUUUGCUAGAAGUACAAACCUCCAAGUGUUUUUAAUAUAAACAGUGUCGCAGACUGACUUACCUUUAAAAUAAAUCUGACCUAAAUA